AUGGAUUCUUCAUUAGAAUUCAAGAGGGUCAUGAGCCUUGUGGCUGCCCUUGCCCUUUUCACUAUCUUUUUCAUUCCACUUCCUAAUCAUGCUUCCCCUGCAGAAGCCCAAGCCCUCCUCAAGUGGAAGUCCGGUCUUAGUAACCAUUCGGUUCCUUCCCUCUCUUCGUGGACUCCAUCUCCUCAUCAUGCCACCAGUUCCAACUCGACCAUGAGUCCAUGUGCUUGGUAUGGCAUCUCCUGCAAUCAGGCGGGGAGCAUAAUCGGGAUAAAUCUCACCAGUGCUUAUGUUGAAGGUACGCUCGACGAAUUCCCAUUCUCAUCUUUGUCUCAUCUUACAUACAUGGACUUGGGUAUAAAUAGUCUCUCUGGCCAUAUUCCGCCUCAAAUCGGUCUCUUGAGCAAUCUCACCUAUCUUGACCUCUCUAUCAAUCGAUUCAUGGGGAAUAUACCCCCGGAGAUCGGCCAUCUAACGAAACUCAAGGUCCUGCACCUGGUUUCUAAUGAGUUAAAUGGAUCCAUUCCCCAAGAAAUUGGACAAUUGCAUUUGCUCAAUGAGGUCGCGUUGUAUUCGAACCAGUUGAAUGGACCCAUACCUUCCUCAUUAGGUAAUUUGAGCAAAUUGGCUAUACUGUAUGUCUACAACAACUCCCUUUCUGGUUCUAUUCCUCCUGAAAUGGGAAAUAUGGCAAAUUUGGAAUUGCUCCACAUGGACACCAACUUCCUAACAGGAUUGAUUCCUUCCACUUUGGGGAACUUAACCAAAUUGACACAACUGAACCUAUUUGCUAAUGAGUUUAUUGGUUCCAUCCCACUGGAGCUAGGGAAUUUGAAUCGUCUUAAUGAGUUGAGCCUUAAUAAUAAUAAUCUCACAGGUUCAAUCCCACCAAUAUUAGGCAAUUUGACGGAGCUUACCUCGCUUUUUCUCUACAGUAAUAAGCUUUCUGGUCACAUUCCUGGAUCCUUAGGAGAUCUAGUGAACUUGGAGGAGCUGCAUUUGGAUACCAACCAAUUAAGCGGCUCCUUACCAAAGAACUUGUGCCGAGGUAGGUUGCUCCAAAACCUUACAAAGUGA
Messenger RNA from Eucalyptus grandis, 1074 nucleotides. RefSeq names its product MDIS1-interacting receptor like kinase 2-like. The coding region runs from base 1 to 1074 and encodes 357 amino acids. The record is from RefSeq and is a predicted model, not a curated record. Gene Ontology annotation, molecular function: protein binding. Lineage: Eukaryota; Viridiplantae; Streptophyta; Magnoliopsida; Myrtales; Myrtaceae. The transcript has a single exon.